Molecule: messenger RNA, 232 nt
Organism: Linum tenue
Lineage: Eukaryota; Viridiplantae; Streptophyta; Magnoliopsida; Malpighiales; Linaceae
Source: the annotation of a GenBank genome assembly
CAAAAAUAUGAUGAAAACCUUCAAGCAAACGAGGCCUAAAGAAAAGGGCAAAAAGGGUGGUUGUUCUACAUCUAGGUGGCCGAAGGAGGAUGGAUUGCAGUGUCUAGCAUUGCUACUCGUGGGUUCAGUUCUUUGAUAUGGGGAUUUGGGUUCUUCUGCUCCCCUUGACCAAGUCUUGGAGCCUCGUCUUCCCCUGCCUCUUCAGCUCGGAGCAUUUCGAUCCUCAUCUCGG